Molecule: messenger RNA, 423 nt
Organism: Prunus armeniaca (apricot)
Lineage: Eukaryota; Viridiplantae; Streptophyta; Magnoliopsida; Rosales; Rosaceae
Source: the annotation of a GenBank genome assembly
AUGGGCAAAAAGAGUAAAUCAAAACCUCCCACAGAGAUGCAAGAUAAUAUAGCUGUUGGUAUCGGUGGCAGCCUCUUGGGUCCUCUUCAAACAGAUCCAGAGGCUAUCGAAACAGCAAGGGGAAGGCAACUGCAUUUCGAGGGCAUUGUCGAAGUCGGUUCCAGGUUUUGGCUCUAUAAGGUUUCCCAUUUGCACAUGGCGGAACUGGUAUAUGCCGUCGACGUACGGCAGUGGUUGUUGCAAACUGAUCAACGUGAUUAUCUUAUUUCAACUCCCAUGCCAGAUGGAAAUCUUUGCUACAAUGAUCUGUUAGAUGCAACUGUGCUGCUUUUCCAGAAGUCGUAUCCAAAUGAAGAAUUCUUUUCCGAAACACCCUCACCUCAGAAUUUGGAGGAUGACGUUCCGAUUAAUCUAGAGGACUAA